AUACGGCUGCCAGACUCAUUCACCUUUCCAACCACUCCAUCUCCUCCACCCCCCUCUGCCAAUCCCUCCUCUGGCCUCCACUCAGUGUCCUCCACCCCUCUCUGCCAAUCCCUCCACUGGCCUCCACUCAGUGUCCUCCACCCCCCUCUGCCAAUCCCUCCUCUGGCCUCCACUCAGUGUCCUCCACCCCCCUCUGCCAAUCCCUCCUCUGGCCUCCACUCAGUGUCCUCCACCCCUCUCUGCCAAUCCCUCCACUGGCCUCCACUCAUGUCCUCCACCCCUCUCUGCCAAUCCCUCCACUGGCCUCCACUCAGUGUCCUCCACCCCUCUCUGCCAAUCCCUCCACUGGCCUCCACU
Messenger RNA from Staurois parvus, 357 nucleotides. The record is from the annotation of a GenBank genome assembly. Lineage: Eukaryota; Metazoa; Chordata; Amphibia; Anura; Ranidae.